AUGGACUCUCGCCAUCGCCUGUUGUAUAUAGACAUGACGCAGAAAUUGCCAGAAAAUCCUUCUGCUGUUGACCAACGGCCAUCUCCUAGUCCGAGCUACAUGAGCUCAUCUCCUGUGUCCUUUGACUACAUCGAAGAACAGUUUGGUGGAGGUCGUCGAUACAAAUUACCGCCUGUCGAAUUGACUCCCUCACGGCUGAGGACCAGACUCAAGGCCACAGAGCGGGACAUUGGUAUUGUCAAGCACGCUUCUGCCCGACGCCAGGCCUAUCAAAAUACCUCCGCCGAGGCUGGGCUUCCUACAGUUCCAUUCAACCACAUGGCGCAGGACGGUCCUUCAACUUCAACAAGCGAGACGUCAUCACUUACAUUGAACGCGGUCAACAGUCGUCACACCUCACCCUUUCCUCCACCACAAACUCCUGCACCACUACAGGAUUUGUUUUAUGGCCCUAUGGACCAGCAGCCUCCUUGGAUGGAGCAAAACCCAUCUGAUGAUUUCGGCAUGAUGCAGCCUCAUCCUUUCACGGCGGCUGGAUUGCUUGGAGAUCAAGCUCUUGGUAUGGUUGGCAUGGGCGACAAGUCGCUGUGGCCUGCACCGUCUGUGACUAAUGUGCAAGGCUCUCAACCGAUCAACACACAGAAUGCGAGCCGCCUUGCACCUCUGCUUUCUCACACACCUUUUCAUUUUCCCGCCAGUUCAUCUGCUCAGUCUGUCAUGUCUCGCGGAUGUUCGCUAGAUCCAACAGGCCAACCUUCUGUGGGAUUUACGCAGAACUCAUCAUUCACUCUGCGUCCUGUGGCAUAUUUACCGCCUCAAGAUCAUGCUCGUCCUAUCCCAGCCACGAAUAUCAUCCCGCCAACCCCACUCCAUGUUGGUGGCAGUAACACCUCUGCCGCCUCUGCGUCCACCAAUAAUGGACCCCCAAGAGACCCCAGUCCAAAGUUGGACAUAGGGUACUAUCCUCCAGCUACCACCCACCGCGUACGGUUCCCUGAAGAGAGCGAGCCCAUAACGCACGGAGAGGAUCAAGCAGUAACUGGCCGCAGGUCAGCCGAAAUGAACACAGCCCUCGAUACUGGGUUUGCGGACAUCGAGCGUUACUUUCUUGAGCUCUCAGUCCCAGUGAAAACCCACUCUUCCCAGAAUGGCUGA
Suillus clintonianus is the source of this 1155-nucleotide messenger RNA. RefSeq lists its product as uncharacterized. The transcript is spliced from 2 exons. The coding region runs from base 1 to 1155 and encodes 384 amino acids. NCBI's taxonomy places the organism in Eukaryota, Fungi, Basidiomycota, Agaricomycetes, Boletales, Suillaceae. The record is from RefSeq and is a predicted model, not a curated record.